Psylliodes chrysocephalus is the source of this 457-nucleotide messenger RNA. NCBI's taxonomy places the organism in Eukaryota, Metazoa, Arthropoda, Insecta, Coleoptera, Chrysomelidae. The record is from the annotation of a GenBank genome assembly.
UUUUAAAAAGUCUGUAUUUUCUUUAUUUUAAAUUUCAGAAUGCCACGCAAGAGACGUUGCACAGAGACCGAUUCUGAAGACGACAACGACGAGACGAAACGUCCUCAACGCAAUGCUGCCAACGAACGUGAGAGGGCUCGUAUGAGGGUGCUCAGUAAAGCCUUUUGUCGUUUAAAAACGACACUUCCUUGGGUCCCAGCUGAUACCAAAUUAUCGAAAUUGGAUACAUUACGUUUAGCAACGAGUUAUAUUGCACACCUUAGAGCUGUUUUAAUGGAUCAACCAGUUACAGAUAGUUUGCCGAAGCACCCCUUAACCUUGACUUGGCCGUUCAGCUUCCAACGACCCGAUUCCACGACAGAUGUAGUCGACGAAAGGGAUCCGCAAUUUUGGGUUCACGAUGCUCAAAUCCAGCCCAUCGUCAGGGAUAGAGACGACAUAUCCUAUUACUACUAAG